This is a messenger RNA of Dromaius novaehollandiae (emu), 967 nucleotides long. RefSeq names its product histone H5. The transcript has a single exon. The record is from RefSeq and is a predicted model, not a curated record. Lineage: Eukaryota; Metazoa; Chordata; Aves; Casuariiformes; Dromaiidae. Gene Ontology annotation, molecular function: double-stranded DNA binding; nucleosomal DNA binding; structural constituent of chromatin. Bases 194 to 766 code for a protein of 190 amino acids. Gene Ontology annotation, biological process: nucleosome assembly; negative regulation of DNA recombination; chromosome condensation. Gene Ontology annotation, cellular component: nucleus; nucleosome.
GGCGGCGGCGGCAGCGGCGGCGGCAGAGGGCAGCGGCGGCCCCGCACCGCGGUUACUGCCCUCAUCCGUUAUCGCUGUUUGGAGCCGCCUCCUGCCCCAACCGCCCCGGAGCGGUGGUCCCCGGCCCAGCGGGCGAGGACAGUUUCUGGCAGAGAGGGGCGAGCGCGGGUGCUGAAGGACUGAGCCCACCGUGAUGGAGAGCCCAGCGCCGGCCCCAGCGCCGGCCGCCAAGCCCAAGUGGGCCAAGGCAGCAAGGCGCCCGGCAGCCCACCCCAAGUACUCAGACAUGAUCGCGGCCGCCAUCCGGGCUGAGAAGAGCCGCAGUGGCUCCUCCCGCCAGUCCAUCCAGAAGUACGUGAGGAGCCACUACAAGGUGGGCGAGCACGCCGAUGCCCAGGUCAAGCUCUCCAUCAAGCGGCUCCUUGCCGCCGGUGUCCUCAAGCAAACCAAAGGGGUCGGCGCCUCCGGCUCCUUCCGCCUAGCCAAGGGCGACAAACCCAAGAAAAAAACGGCCCGGAAGGGCAAGAAGGCCGUCAGGAAAGCUGGAACGCCCAGGAGAGCAGCUAGACCCAAGAAAGCCAAGUUGCCAGGAAAGAAGCCCAAAGCUGCCGCCAGGAAGGCCAGAAAAAAGCAGAGGACCACUCCAAAGAAAGCCAAGAAGCCAAAGACUGUUAAAGCCAAGUCACCGAAGCCAUCAAAGCCCAAAAAGGCAAGGCGGUCGAAACCCAGAGCAAAGUCCAGCGCCAAGAAGUCACCUAAGAAAUGAAGUCUGGAGGCUCGUAUCUGGACUCUCCCUGUUUCUGUAAAUAGUUUUUGGCUUUAUUUUUCCCUCUUUCUGUUGCAAUUUAUAAAGAAUUGAUCUAUUCCUGCCUGGAAAUAGUUAAAAUAAUGCAAUUACUGAAAGAAAAAAGGAACAUCUUUGGUAUGGAGAGUUCUCAUUUUUAAGAGUUACUGGAUUUGGCUUUUA